UUCAUCUCUUUUAUCCAAAAUUGUUCAUUCAUCUCUCAUUUCUUUUAUUCCAUAUACAAACAUGUAUCCUCCAAGAAGAAGCAUGCCAACUUACUAUUAUCCAAGUUAUCCAUAUCCUAGCAACAUGUAUGGUUACUAUGAUCAAUAUCAUACUAUAUAUGAUCAAGCCAACAACAUUGUGGAAACAAAUCCAUAUCCAUUUGAUGAUCCAUAUUUUGAUAGAAGAAUGGUGGAUUCUGGUUAUGGAAGAAGAUCAAUGAGACCUUAUCCAUAUUAUGAUUCAAGAUAUAUUUUUCAUGGAAGAGUUGAUCCUUAUACUAGCUAUCAAUCUUACUACGAGACUCCAUUGUUGUCUUACCCUCAACCACUGCCAACACCAUCAAUACAUCCAUUUUACACACCUGAUUGGUUGUGUACUAUUAUGUGAUCUAG
Molecule: messenger RNA, 432 nt
Organism: Vicia villosa (hairy vetch)
Lineage: Eukaryota; Viridiplantae; Streptophyta; Magnoliopsida; Fabales; Fabaceae
Exons: 2
Coding region: 62-427 (121 amino acids)
Source: RefSeq, a predicted model, not a curated record